Molecule: messenger RNA, 6186 nt
Organism: Acanthosepion pharaonis
Lineage: Eukaryota; Metazoa; Mollusca; Cephalopoda; Sepiida; Sepiidae
Source: the annotation of a GenBank genome assembly
AUGGCUGGUUCUGAGACAAAUGUUCCAUAUGAAAAAGCCCCAGCUAAUGAAAAAGGCUGGAACAAAGAAGCCAUAAACAAUUUUGAUGAUCUAUUUCCUACAGAAGAUCUAUACCAGCAACUAAAGAAUUGUAACAAAAUUUUAGAUGUGGAUCCUUAUGAUGAAAAAAUAUUAGGACGCAGAAUUAAAGUAUUGUGUCGCUUGGGCAAGUUUGAUACUGCUCUGUCCUUUGCCAUACAGUGGGCCAAACGAAAUCCUGAUAGCGUUAAAGCUCAAACCAAAGUCAAAAGAAUUAGGAAUGUAAUAGCCACAUCACAGGAACAGGACAUUGAUGAUGACGACGAUGAUGAUGAUGAUGAUGUUCUUUCAGACAUCAUGAACACUAAUCUAGAUUCCCAUCCCAAACGGUUGUCUCCCGAGGGGGAAGAAAGAAAAGACCCUUUCCACAGUCCACUCUCUUCUACUCUAUGUCUACCAACAGCAGCUGGCACCAGACAGUUAGCUGAUUCUACAGACAAUGUUUCUUCAAGUUCCCAUUCUUCAUAUUGUACCUCAGAAGAUUCCUCUCAGUCUUCAAGGGAUACCAUGGAAGAACCACUUUACCAGUGUCAAGUGUGUGACAUUGAAUUUAGAAAGCUGUCUGAGUUUGAACACCAUUGUCAAUGUGAUGUGCAUAAGAAACGUAUCAGUUCUACAGAAGGUGCUAAUUGGAAUUGCAGCUUCUGUGAUGUCACGUUCCGAAACCAAGCAGAAUUAGAAAACCAUUGUCGAGGGGACCUGCAUAAGAAGUCAAUUACCUCUGAUGAGAGCCGUGAGUGGAAAUUUCGGCCACCUCCGAGAAGUUUGCGUGCAGAAGAAUUUUCUAUGUGUGCUCGGUUUUUGGAGACAGGGAAAUGUUCUUAUAGCGAGAAUUGUACUCAAGCUCAUUCUCGAGAAGAAUGGCAGGAGUGGAAAGACCGAUUUGAAUUCAAGAAACAGUCCCUGCAAAAAGCACGGGAAAAAAGGCUCCAUGGAAUGUCUUACACAGAAAAGUUGGCAGAAAAGCUUUUAUUUGCUGAGAAUCCAGAUUCACUGCUUGUCAACAAUUUGGAUUAUGUAAAACUGCAUAUCAAUUCAGAUCUUCGAGUCAACAUGUCCAACAAAAAGUGUACCAAUUCCUGGACAUUUACUGUCACUAGCAAGGUGUGUCUUCACCGUGUAAUCUUGCUAGAUGACAGCAGUCGACUAUUUUUCCGCAUCUCCAGCAUCUCUGUGGGUCCACGAAAAUCCCAAAAACAUCAAAAUAUUGAAAAUCCUUGCCAAGAGUGGGUCAACUAUGAAGCUUACCAAAUGAAGAACAUAUCAAGUACUAAUGCAGUGGAGAAUGUCUACAGAAUAAAGGUGGUUUUCAAAACAAACAUUUAUGGAACCUUUCGACAGUCACUUGUGUUUGAUUUUGGCACUGAGCCACUGCUUUCACGAGAGAUGCAUGUUGAGUCUGCACCAAUCCAAGAAGCGGAUAAAUUAUCCAAAGAUUUGAUGUGCUUUGAUGCAAACAGAUGGACAGAAUUGAAUACAGAGAUCAUCAAAUUUGAACCAAAUCCUCUUGCAUUGAGUGAUAAAGAGGAAACAUUGUUGGAAGAAUAUCCACUUCCAGAUCCCAACAAACUUCAAAUGCAAGAAGUUAUUUCACAGACAUUUUGCAGAGAGAAUUACCGAGAAUGGAUGCAUGACCUGCUGUAUUUUGAAGAACUCACCCAGUUUGGGUUAAUUUCCAGAUUCAAUGUGAAAGUAACAUUGCAAAUAGUUGACAGAUUUAUGCUGGUGCCUGGAGGAUUUCGCUUAGCUAAAUACAGCUCAGAUGGUCAGCUAUUUGCCAGAAUGAAGUUGGAAAAUGAACUUUCUGAAGACACCAUGCAUGGGAGACUUGUUUUACAAAGUGCCAACACAGUGCUCUUUGCUCCUGAUAACAAUUCCAGUGACAGUGAUUCUUUCAGAAAUGAAAUUGACAAGGUCUACGAAGCAAUUAUUGAAGAUAAAGGGAAAGAUUUUGUCUUUUUCCGAUUAUCCGCAAAGUGCGUAAGUGACCUUUUGUUGAAACCUGACCAGGAAUUACCAGUUCAUGUCCAAUUUCAACUGAAUCGGCAACCUAAGGUUGAGAUGCAUGCUGCUAUAGAUAACUUGCCAGAUCUUGACAUUGUAUUUCCUACAAUGUCUAAUAUUCCUGAUAGACCCUGGCAAAUUAACAGCUCUUUGGAACCAUUACUUGAUCAAAGAGUAAAUGAAAAACAAUUACAAGCCAUUGCAGGAAUUAUAGCUGCACCGUCUGGUAUGCGAUUACCUCCCUUACUUUUGCUCGGACCUUAUGGAACAGGGAAAACAUUCACAUUGGCUCAGGCUGCUAAGCUUGCUCUACAAAAAGAAGGAACACGAAUCAUGAUUUGCACUCAUUCCAACAGUGCGGCUGACCUUUACAUUAAAGAAUUCUUUGAUCCUUAUGUAAUGUCCGGUCAUGAAGAAGCUCGUCCACUGCGUAUCUAUUUCCGCAAACGUUGGGUACAGACUGUACACAGUGCUGUACUCAAAUACUCACUGCUUCAGCUUGACUCAACAUUCAGGGAUCCUACUAUUGAAGAUCUAGAGAAGCACAGGGUUAUUGUGACAACUCUCAACCAAUCUCGAACGAUUUAUGAUUUGAAUUUGGGCCCUGAUUUUUUCUCCCACAUAUUUCUUGAUGAGGCAGCUCAGGUUAUGGAAACAGAAAGUCUUAUACCUUUGGGUUUAGCUGGAGUUAAUACAAAAGUUGUAUUAGCAGGAGAUCACAUGCAAAUGAGUCCAGAAAUUUAUGCUGAUUUUGCUCGUCAGAGAAAUUUUCAUCGAUCCUUAUUGGAACGACUUUAUGAAGAAUAUCCUGUGGAAUCACCAUGUCGGAUAAUGCUUCAUGAGAAUUACCGUUCUACAAAAGAGUUGGUUAAAUACACAUCCAGCCUUUUCUAUGAUAACAAACUUAUAGCAGCUGGACAGGAAUGCCGCCACCCAACCUACUGGCCAUUUACUUUCUUCACUGCCAAAGGUGAAGAAGUACAACAUCAGAACAGCACUGGAUUUUAUAAUAUUGCAGAGGUUUAUGAAGUAACAGAAAGAGUUGUGGAAUUGGUAAAGAAUUGGCCAAGUGAAUGGGAACCAUUUAAUGAGAAUAGUAUCGGAGUGGUUACACCUUAUGGUGACCAGGUGCAAAGGAUUCGAGCUGAAUUGAGAAAACGUGAUUUGGGUGGCGUGUCCGUCGAACGAGUUGUAAAUGUACAAGGCAAACAGUUCCGUGUAAUCGUUUUGAGUACAGUUCGUACUCGACAUACAUGCAGCACUGAAGGACACAUGGACAUGAUGGAUUAUGGUUUUUUGUCCAAUGUUAAACUAUUGAACACUGCCAUCACUCGGGCUCAAUCUUUGGUGGCUGUUAUUGGUGACCCUGUGUCUCUUUGUCUUGUGGGAAAAUGCAGGAAAAUUUGGGAACAUCUUCUUGAAGCUGCAACAAAAAAUGGUAGUUUGAUUGGCAUGACAUGGACUCAACUGAGAGGUCAACUCGAUGGUGCUGAAAUCAAAAAGACGUAUGUCCUCAAUCCUCUAGCUCCAGAGUUCGUCCCAAGCCGUCAAUUUCGUCCCCACAUGAUGGAUGAUGAGCACUUUGACUCCAAUUUAAUGAACCCCUAUGGUCAUGUGAAAGUUCCUGCAUUACCCACUCUUCCAUUCUAUUCUCGAUGUCCCUACCCUCUCUACCCACAGAUGUGUCCACCUUAUCUUCCAUUUUAUACUGGACCAUACUAUGGAAUUUAUGCCCCAGUCUAUUCUGGUUCUCCACAAGGACCUGGCCCUGCUGGCCAAUCUCCAUCUGUUUCUGGACGCAGUACACCACCUGUUACCAUGCCUCAUAGACUUCACACUGCAUCUCCAUUACAUGGACCACCAUUACCCCAACAACCUCCACAGCAGCAGCAACAACAACAACAACAACAACAGCAGCAACAGCAGCAGCCGCAUCAACAACAACAACAACAACCACUGCCACCACCACAACAACCACCACAGCAGCAGCAGCAGCAACAACAACAACAGCAACACCAACAACAACCACGCCUUCCUAAGGCAAAACCCCUCCCUAAUACUGCCAACAUUACAAAUGCUACAGCCACAACAACUGCAAUGGUAUUACCUCAGGCUAAUGCUGCACCAUUAACAGAUCCUGGUGCAAUUGGGGAAGUUAAGAAUGCUGAGCAAGCCAAAAUUCUGGCCAAAACUGCCAAACUUACAAAGGGUCAACCAGUUAUGUAUAUGCCUCCCAGUCCUUAUAGUUCAUUGCUACCUCUCUGCUUACCUUUCCAGCAUGUCUAUUCGCCGGAAGAGCAUCGGAUGCUGAUGGUACCUCCAAGGUUUCCAAGUAGUCCCUACUUGGGUAGUCCUGCUUUUAUGCCUUCAUCAAAGUAUUAUGGCAUGUCUCGCCCUUCACAUUACCGUAAUGGUACUUUCCCUGGUAACCGGGCUCCACCUAGCAGCCACAUUGCACGAGUGGAAAGAACACCACCUUCAAUAAGAGACCCACAGGUACCACCAUCAUCAUCCCCCAGUUCAACGGCCACUGGUCAGGUAAUCCAGCUGUUACCCAAUGUGAAACAUGUGCCAUCAUAUUUGCUGACCAGCCACCAAUUGGGUAGCUCGACUGAAAGUUCUCGCACAAACACUCCAAUAUCCACUAAUAUUUCGGAGGAUUUGCCAGUGCACUUGAAGACGGAGUUACCAAUUGAUCAUUUGAUGGUUGAUAGCAGAUCAGCCACACCUGUGGAGCAUUCUUGGUCCCAGGUGGGUAGGCACAAAAAACCACAAAAUGGAGAUUUGCACAGACAUAUUCUUAAAAAGAAUGAGACCCAUACGGAAGAUCUAGUGAAGGGUUUUCCCCUCCGACAGAUGAUCAACAUUGAUAAAUACAAAGGAAAUGAGGGUCCAUCCCUUUUUCAUCCUGUUAGUAAAUUUGGAGGACAUGUGGUAGAUGGUGACCACAUUGUCAAGCCUUCACCAAUGCGCACUGCCCAGACAUUGGGCUGUCAAUUUGGUCCCCCUCUUAAUCAACCACCCCCUAAUCUCAAUCCACCUACUGGCAUCAACCCAGCCCAUGGCCUCAACCCAGCACAUAACCUCAAUGCAACCCCUGGCAUCAACCCAGCCCAUGGCCUCAACCCAGCUCAUGGUCUCAGUGCAACCCCUGGCCUUAAUCCAGCCCAUGGCCUCAAUGCAACCUCUGGCCUCAACCCAGUACAUAGCCUUGGCUCAUCCCCCGGCCUCAACCCAGCUCAUAGCCUCAAUACAAACCCUGGUCUCAACCCAGCUCAUAACCUCAACCCAAACCCACUAAUUCCUCCCACGCUGGGUCAACAACAACCACCUAACCAUAAUCCAACCCCUACCUCUCUCGGUCAGCCACUUCAUAAUCUGAAUUCCACUCUCCAAACUUCAACUCAUUUUGAGUGCAUUUCUCCACUAACACCAAGUAUGGGUUAUAAGCCAGUGGCCGAUGAACCGUUGAGGAAAAAGAAUUUACCUAAGUUGGAUUUACCAUUGCGCAAACCAACAGAUGAGGAUAAUCCCAGCCACAUUGGUCAACACAACGGCAUGAAGGACUUCUCUUCAAUGCCCCUGGGGACAGGUUUUAGCAGACAGUUUAGUGAUGAAAUAGAAACCCCAACAGCAGUAUUAAGUCUUGUAAAAAUGCUGGAUGAAAGCCCAGAGAAAGAUGUUGAACAAGAGGUCCAUGAUUUGACCGGACGGCAUCCAUCGGUUGCAUCUAACUACCCUGUACCACUAGCCAUGGAGUCUCACUUAGAAUUCCAGAGGCAUGUAGCUAAAACUGGACAUAUCCAAGCUCCCCCCUCUGAAGUCAAACUUCAUUCAAAUAGUGGAAGCCUUACUAACUUUGGUGGGCAUGUGCUGGAACGAGAACCCCAGCACCCAACCUCCCUCAUGUGGCCAUUGAGGCCACGUCUUUAUGACCGCUCAGUGCUUAGUACUGCAGAGGAUUCUCAAAGAUUUAUUGAACCACUGACCCCUCGCACUCCUGCUGGGUAUGGUUCCCUUGGAGAUGCAGAUUUAGACUCUCUCUCAUUUCUCAGGGAUUUAAAAAUUGGUGACGCCCCUGAGCUACAAGAUUCUCUCUAUUAA